GAUAAUGCGAAAUAUAUUCGCAUACUGAUAACAGAUUCAAUAAACCGUUAUAUAAAUUCAAAGGUUCUACUUGCAGAACGCAGUAGGACUUUGGAAAUCGCUGUGAAAUGCAAAAUACACUCAAAUUCACGUGUCUCGGCUGCCUGCUCUUCAUAUUGCUGCCAUCAUUGGUUUUUGGAGAAGAUAACGAAGAAGAAUCGCUUUCAAUUUAUUUGGAUGUUGGAAAUGAAAUUAAAAACGUUAAGUUAGUCGAUUCACACGAAACGAAAUUGAACGAUUUCGAUGGUAAAUUACUAAGAAUCCAAAAUAUGUUGGAAAAUAUCGAAAAACGAUUUGUGGAGUUUGAAAAAAAUGUAAUAACUGCUAAGGAUGUCGAACAAAAAUUACAGGCUUUCAAGACUACUUUUGAACAGAGGCUGUCAUUAGUCGAAACAAAUUUGAUGUCUUCCACGAAGAUACAAGGGGAUUUUCGCCGAAGAAGACAUCACCACCAUAAUCACCAUCAUUUUAAUUGUAAUAAUUGAAAAUAGCCUAAAUUGAAUGGUACCUAUAGAGGGAUACUGAACAAAAUCCGCUUCCUAAAGAUAAAGCAGUUACAUAUAUUAUAUUGUUUGUAAUAACUAUAAAAUAAAUACCUAAUAACACGAA
Zeugodacus cucurbitae (melon fly) is the source of this 648-nucleotide messenger RNA. RefSeq lists its product as uncharacterized. The transcript is spliced from 4 exons. The record is from RefSeq and is a predicted model, not a curated record. Bases 108 to 524 code for a protein of 138 amino acids. NCBI's taxonomy places the organism in Eukaryota, Metazoa, Arthropoda, Insecta, Diptera, Tephritidae.